UGCGUGAUCAUUAACUCCGCCCUUUUACUAACUUCCAGGAAAUCACUCGUUAUUCCUCGUUUCUGUCAAACUGAUCCCUUGUGUCCAGACAAAAGACAAACAAUCAGCGAUCAGUGGAGAAUGAAGGAAAAAGCUUUCAAGAAGGAUUUAUGAUACGUUUCUGAACACACAGCAGAUCUUAGUGGAAUCUCAUGAGCAAUCCAGACAUGCAGAUGAGCGAGAGAGACUCUACUACUGUCCGCAGAAUCAGAACCCAGCAGAACCAGACCCUGCAGACCCAGGAGAACCAAGAGCCGGACGAUGGCGACGAGGAAGCCGCGCUGAACGGCCCCCGGAUCCGCGAACACACGUCGACGGCAGUGAAGAAGAGAGAGUUUCUGCGCGAGAGUUGCGCUGUGGUUCUGCUGCUCGGGUUCCUGAGUCUGAUGUGGGUUCUGGUUCUGGUCUCAGUCCAGCAGAUCAUCAUCCGCAGCAGAAGCACAGGACACUUCAACGCCACUCGGGCCAGGAUGCAUUUGGAUCGGAUCACCAGCGUCGGGCCGCGGACCGUGGGAAGCCCAGAGAUCGAGGUGACGGUGAACUACCUUCAGGAUCAGAUAGAGCAGAUCCGGUCUGAGAGUAAAGCUGGCUCUCACUCCAUCACAGUGGACGUCCAGCGGCCCAGCGGCACCUUCAGUAUCGGCUUCCUCAUCUGCUACGACCACCUGACCAACAUCGCCGUCAGACUCGAGCCCAAAACCGGCGCGCAGCACUUCAUGCUCGCUAACUGCCACUUCGACACGGUGGCCGACAGUCCGGGAGCCAGUGAUGAUGCCGUCAGCUGUUCAGUGAUGUUGGAGAUUUUACGUUCUCUAGCUAAUCUCUCUACACCUCUCAAACACGGUGUCAUCUUCCUGUUCAACGGGGCAGAGGAGAACAUGCUGACGGGGAGUCAUGGCUUCAUUACCAAGCAUCCCUGGGCUCAGCAGGUGCGAGCGUUUGUGAACCUGGACGCAGCAGGAGUGGGAGGGAAAGAAUUGGUGUUUCAGACAGGUCCAGAGAAUCCGUGGCUGGUCCAGGCGUAUGUGCAAGCCGCCGUUCACCCGUUCGCCUCAGUCGUCGGUCAGGAGGUUUUCCAGAGUGGAUUCAUUCCCUCAGACACAGACUUCCGCAUCUUCAGGGACUUCGGGAAUAUUCCUGGGAUUGAUCUUGCGUUCAUAGAGAACGGUUACCUCUAUCACACUAAAUAUGACACUCCGGAGCGAAUCCACAUCGACUCCAUCCAGAGAGCAGGCGACAACAUCCUGUCUGUGCUCAAGCACCUGGUGAUGUCAGAUGAGCUGGCGGAUUCCUCGGAGCAUCGCCAUGGUAACAUGGUGUUCUUCGACCUGCUGGGAUUGACGAUGGUGGCGUAUCCCGCUCACGUCGGCACCAUCAUCAACUAUGUGUUUGCCGUCGCCACGGUGAUCUACCUGGGCUGGAAGUGCAUGUUGAACAGCUCUGUGGGCUGUCGGUGCACACGUGAUCUGGCGCGUGUGUGUAUUGCUGUAGGCUGUCGGUACACGCGUGAUCUGGUGUGUGCGGUGGUUAUGGUGGUCCUGAGCUGGGUCAUGGCUCUGCUGACGGUUCUGUUGGUGGCUUGGCUCGUCACACUCAUGGGUCGCUCCAUGUUCUGGUACACACACUUCUACGCUGCCGUCUCUCUGUACGGAUCCGCCGCCGCCAGCAUGAUCCUGCUGAUACACACGCUAGCCAAGAGCCUGUACUACAGGCCAAUACAGUUCAAAUCCCGGAUUAUCCCAGAAUGCAUCUCGCACCUACCAGCCAGCGUCAAUGGCGGAGGAGUAUAUAUUGAGACUCACAGUGGAGAAUUAUACAUGUGUGUUCAGAGCGCCAGUCGUGUGGAUCUGGCCGAGCUCUUCUUCGACGUCAGUCUGCUGUUGUGGUGUUGUCUGCUGCUCUUCCUCACUGUGUGUGGCUUGUGUUCAGCGUACGUGCCUAUGAUGAUGGUGGUGUUUCCUCUCGUCAGCAAACUGCUUCUCAGAAUGUUCAUCAGAGCCAAAGGAGCAUCUCUGUUGUACACCGUCCUUUACCUGAUGGGUCUUGCCGUGCCGUACGUCCACAUCAUGUUCCUCACCUGGGUGGUUUUUGAGAUCUUUACACCCAUUCAGGGCCGCAGUGGAACCAGGGAAAUCCGACCCGACUUCUUCAUGGCGUCAAUUGUUACCCUGGCAACCGUGAUUCUGUCUACCUAUUUCAUGCAUUUCAUCUAUCUGUGGCGCAGCACAAAGUGUAUGUUGGCUGUUCUGGGGUCAGUGUUCACGCUGAUGUUUGUUCUGGUCUGCUCUGGUCUGUUCUUCCCAUAUUCUGGUGACCCAUCAAGCCCGCGACCCAAACGUGUCUCUGUUCAGCACAUCACACGCAGGUCCUACGCGCUGAACGGAUCUCUGCAGAGCUCAGACUCGGGAUUCUGGAUCAAUAGUCUGGAUUACACCGGCAUGCAGCACAUCACUCCUCAUAUCCCCGAGAUCAACGACAGCAUCCACACACACUGUCAGGAUUUCUACUGCCCCUUCCCAUGGCUCUCCAUCACGGAGAACUGGUAUCUUCCGGCUCCUGAAGCCUUUCCUGACGCUCCGCUGGAGUUCCAGCUCUUAUCCAGACAGGACACUGAAUGGGGAACAGUUAACAUGACCUUUGAGGUCAAAGGUCCAAGUCACAUGUCUCUGUUGGUGUUGCCCAGCGCUGACGUGUUUUUGAGGUCCCGGGCAUUUGGUGACGGGAAGCUGUACUACUACCCCAGCGAAGAAGACUACAUAUUUUACUCUCACGGCCUCGACGCUCCUGCCUGGAACUUCUGGUUUGAGAUUCAGUCCUUAGACGCGUCUCCUGACGAGGGCUUGAUCUCUCUGGCCAUCACAGCUCAUUAUUUCUCCGGUUCAGACCGGCGCUCCGAGCAGCUGGAGUCGUUCCUGAAGAGAUUCCCGCCCUGGGUGUUCCCAUCCUCAUGGAUCAGCACGUACCACGUGUACAGGUUCUGAGGGCCACUUGCUCAAGGAUGAAUGACGAGUGUCGAGAAUUACUUACAUUUCCACAUGCCUGCAGUUCUCCAACUCUCUGCAUGAGGGAAACAUGUGUACGUCUGAUCGGACCCUGACGAGAAGCUAAGAUCUUUUUACACCUCAAAGACAUCCAUUUAUUUGUAUAAAUAUGACCGUUGACAUGAAUUUUAGUGUAACGUUGGCACAACGUAACCAACCAUCUUAGGUUGGUUGCUUAAGGUUGUGCCUAGGGUGUUUGGACAACCACUGGACUACAUGUGUACUCAUCACCGCCCUGAAGCGAGAAAAUCAGCCUUUAAAAUUUCAACCAACCGCUAGGCCGUCUCAUUCAUCUUCAAGCAAGGAUACGCGAGAAUUGCGUUUAAUUUACCUCAGCUAAAUAAGAUACGGAAUUAUACAAACACAACCUACAACUUCCAUGUCUAAUGUUACUUUUAUUUAAACAUCUUAUGGCCAGGAAUGACAAAUAUUUACCUUUAUACCAAAAGUUAUAAGCCACAACGAAGCCAAAUAAAUGACUUUAAUGAUGA
This is a messenger RNA of Pimephales promelas (fathead minnow), 3571 nucleotides long. Its product is annotated as endoplasmic reticulum metallopeptidase 1. Gene Ontology annotation, molecular function: metalloexopeptidase activity. NCBI's taxonomy places the organism in Eukaryota, Metazoa, Chordata, Actinopteri, Cypriniformes, Leuciscidae. Gene Ontology annotation, biological process: proteolysis. The record is from RefSeq and is a predicted model, not a curated record.